This is a messenger RNA of Triticum turgidum subsp. durum (durum wheat), 546 nucleotides long. NCBI's taxonomy places the organism in Eukaryota, Viridiplantae, Streptophyta, Magnoliopsida, Poales, Poaceae. The record is from the annotation of a GenBank genome assembly.
AUGGCAUCCGACGGGCGCGUGGAGCGGAUCGCGUCCAGCAUCCGCGCCAUCCCCAACUUCCCCAAGCCAGGGAUUUUGUUUCAGGACAUCACAACCUUGCUUCUCGAUCCGCAGGCAUUCCGUGACACCAGUGACCUCUUUGUCGAGCGGUACAAGGACAAAGACAUAACUGUAGUUGCUGGUGUUGAAGCCAGAGGAUUCAUUUUUGGUCCUCCCAUUGCAUUAGCCAUAGGUGCAAAGUUUGUUCCAAUAAGGAAGCCGAAAAAAUUACCUGGUGAGGUGAUAUCGGAAGAAUAUUCUCUGGAAUAUGGCACUGACAAAAUUGAAAUGCACGUAGGAGCUGUGCAGCCCAAUGACCGAGUCCUUAUUGUGGAUGAUCUAAUUGCCACAGGGGGAACCCUUUGUGCCGCUGCCAAACUUAUUGAGCGUGUUGGAGCAAAGGUGGUUGAGUGUGCCUGUGUUAUUGAACUGCCAGAGCUGAAGGGCCGGGACAAGUUGGGGGACAUGCCAGUUUUUGUCCUAGUGCAGGCAGACGAGUCAGUAUGA